AUGGCCCGCUUAGAAGAUGACGAUAAGCAUCCUCUCUGGAAGGACUUCCUUCAGAUCGUCAAACUCCUCAUUGCUCCAUUCAACCCCAUCAUGGAAUUCACAAGGAAAGCUGGCCCUAACGGCACGGCCAAUGGCAUGUUUCUGUGCCUUGUUGUCGCCUUUUGGCUUGGGAUGUCUAUUUUCUUCUAUUACAAGGGAAUUGUGGGUGAACCGGCCCUUGUAUGGAUUUCAUUUCUCUGUUUUCUAGUGGCUGUAUUCUGGAUGAUCGUCAUCCGGAUAGCCAUUGAGAUGAGGCAAGAUUUCGAGCUUCAUGGGUGGCCGAAUUCAGAUGAGUACGUCAGACUAAUGCAGGGCAUUUGGCGGAACUUCACUCUGCUUAUCAGACUUCUCUCUGGCCCAUACGCCCUCAUCCUCGCGGAAGAAAGAAAAGGGAUAUUCGAUACGGUUUAUCAUCUGGCAAUGUGCCUUUGCAUCACCAUCCCGUACGCGGGAUGUCCUUUCUUUUUCGUUAGGGCGUUUCUGGAUACCCCUCUCACUGAAUUUAAGAAGGACCAUUGGUGGUCUUUUUUCUUCUGUUGUUUUGCCGCUUCUGUUUUCUACCUUCUGGUUGUUGUGACUACUGGGCGCCCUGGUCACCGUCUACGGCGAUACUUCAUUGCGGUCGUCAGAUCCAUCACCGCUCCAUGCAGCCUCCUCAUCGUCAAAGCGGGAGAGUCCGGUAUCGCCUUGACUGUUUAUGCGAUAUUCAGUUGCCUCCUCGUCACCUAUCUUCUUACGCUGUCAUCCUGGUUCAUUUACCUUGCUCUCCUGGAUCACAGUCUGGACAGGAUCUGCUUCUGGCGCGCCUCUGUUGUCUCCCUGUUUGCUGCUGGUUCUAUCUACAUUCUUACCCUUACAGUAGUCUUUGGGUCCACGAUGAAAGAUCGUCAUCGAGAGAAGUUGCUUGUCGCUUCCCUCCUCGCACUGUUGGGCAUUCAGUAUGGAUCAACCUCGCAGGGGAAUGGUCCCGAACCUCAAACGGCAUCCUCCCCUGUUCCCUCUGAGGCGGCCAUGGAUGCGACAUCUCAACCAAACCCUACCGCUGAUCCCCUCGCCUCAGCCCAUGACAAUCAGUUUCCUAGGGGUUAA
Messenger RNA from Fusarium vanettenii 77-13-4, 1128 nucleotides. RefSeq lists its product as uncharacterized. Lineage: Eukaryota; Fungi; Ascomycota; Sordariomycetes; Hypocreales; Nectriaceae. The transcript has a single exon. The record is from RefSeq and is a predicted model, not a curated record. Bases 1 to 1128 code for a protein of 375 amino acids.